This is a messenger RNA of Myripristis murdjan (pinecone soldierfish), 2384 nucleotides long. RefSeq names its product keratin, type II cytoskeletal 8-like. Gene Ontology annotation, cellular component: keratin filament. The record is from RefSeq and is a predicted model, not a curated record. Gene Ontology annotation, biological process: keratinization; intermediate filament organization. Lineage: Eukaryota; Metazoa; Chordata; Actinopteri; Holocentriformes; Holocentridae. The transcript is spliced from 8 exons. Gene Ontology annotation, molecular function: structural constituent of skin epidermis.
AUGUCAACUAGAGUUAGCAUUGUUGGAGGAAGCCUCAGUGGUGGAUUCAGCAGUGGUAUGGGUCAGUCCAGCAUUGGAAGACAAUCUUUCUCCAGUCGGUCCUAUACCGCCCCGACAAUGAGCCGCACAAUCAGCUCGAGAAGUGUUAAGGCUGGUGGAGGCUAUGGUGCAGGCGCUCUCUCAGUGUAUGGAGGAGGCUUUGGUGGAGGUGCUGGUGCAGGCUUUGGCCUUGGUGGAGGUGCUGGUGCUGGCGCAGGCUUUGGCCUUGGUGGAGGUGCAGGUGGCUUUGUUCCUCCUCCCAUCACAGCGGUCACCGUCAACCAGAGCCUGCUGGCCCCCCUCAACCUGGAGAUCGACCCCACCAUCCAGACUGUCCGCACCCAGGAGAAGGAACAGAUCAAGACCCUCAACAACCGCUUCGCCUCCUUCAUCGACAAGGUGCGCUUCCUGGAGCAGCAGAACAAAAUGCUGGAGACCAAGUGGAGCCUGCUGCAGGACCAGACCACCACCCGCUCCAACAUCGACGGCAUGUUCGAGGCUUACAUCGCCAACCUGCGCAGACAGCUGGACGGGCUCGGCAAUGAGAAGAUCAAGCUGGAGGGAGAGCUUAAAAACAUGCAGGGCCUGGUGGAAGACUUCAAGAACAAAUAUGAAAAUGAAAUCAACAAGCGUGCUGCUGUGGAGAACGAGUUUGUGCUCCUCAAGAAGGAUGUAGAUGGUGCCUACAUGAACAAGGUUGAGCUGGAGGCCAAGGUUGAUGCCCUUCAGGAUGAGAUUAACUUCCUCAGGGCUGUUUAUGAGGCGGAACUGCGUGAACUCCAGGGCCAGAUCAAGGACACCUCAGUCAUUGUGGAGAUGGACAACAGCCGUAACCUGGACAUGGACGCCAUCGUGGCUGAAGUGCGCGCUCAGUAUGAGGACAUUGCCAAAAACAGCCGUGCCGAGGCUGAAUCCUGGUACCAGCAGAAGUUCCAGGAGAUGCAGACCUCUGCAGGCCAAUAUGGAGACGACCUUCGCAAUACCAAGGCUGAGAUUGCUGAGCUGAAUCGUAUGAUCAGCCGCAUCCAGAAUGAGAUUGAUGCAGUCAAGGGACAGCGCGUAAACCUGGAGGCCCAGAUCGCAGAGGCUGAGGAGCGGGGUGAGCUGGCUGUGAAGGAUGCCAAGCUCCGCAUCAGAGACCUGGAGGAGGCCCUGCAGAGAGCCAAGCAGGACAUGGCCCGCCAGGUCCGUGAGUACCAGGAACUCAUGAACGUCAAGCUGGCCCUGGACAUUGAGAUCGCCACCUACAAGAAACUGCUGGAAGGAGAGGAGACCAGAAUUGCCUCUGGUGGUGGAUCUGCCACCAUUCAUGUCCAGAGCUCAAGCAGUGGUAAGUGUGAUGAUGACUACUGAAAUGAUCAGAUAACUUUUAAAUGUUUUAUUGGUCAGAAUUCUUGCCAUCUAAUCUCAUCUGAAACCAUCUCAUUCUCAUCAGGUGCUGGCAGUGGAAUGGACAUGGGCAUCAUCGGUGGUGGUAUGACCAUGGGCAGCAGCAGCGGCGCUGGAAUCAGCAGCAGGAGCAGCUACAGCGUCAGCCGCUCAAGACGCUACUAAACACAGCAGUUGUCUGUCCUCCACAUGUUCCACAGUCAGAAUAUGCUCAGGUUGAAAUCAGUGAACACGUAACGAUCACAGCCGGCAGAUCCAUGUAAUAGUACAGUUCCCUUUGACAUCUGCUUCCCUCUUAAGCACCAUAUAAAGUCUCAGAAAGUUAGAGAAUACAGUGAAAUAUAAGGAGAGAUUUCAAUACCAAAAAUGUUCAGCAGCAGAGAUGUGAGUCUGUUCACUCUUCCUCUCAUCAGUCAGCCUGGCUGUCUUUUAGUUGCUGGUUCUCUAUCAUGUAGACAAGAGCAUACUUGUAGUGUCAAGACGGAGAAUCCUCCCAAGGCAACAAUCAUUACACACACAAUGGCAGCAGCAGUGCACAGAUUUGGAUUAUGGAGCUUCAGAUGCCAUGCUGGUCACUUCAAGUUGAUAACAGAUAUGAAAGACACCCAUAUAAUGUUACAACUAUAACUUUGUCUGCUCUGUUCUGCAAUAAGUGCUCUAUUGUCUGCCAUCUUGUUUAGUGUUUUGACUCCACCAAAAGCAGCCAUACACAACACUCCUACAGUGGCAACCCAUUCUAUGGGAUUUUCCUUUUUGUUUCUACUUCUCUUCUCCCUUUCUAAGGGAAAAAUGGGUUCUCCACUAAGGUUAGGAAGCAGUGUUUAUAUCCGACUUUUCUUUCCUUCUUAUUCUGAACAACAAAUGGAAAAGGCUGACUUGUACUACCAGAUUUGUUGAAGGUUAUUGAAUGUGUACCACCAAACAAUCCUAAAUAAAUCUGAGUUCUAUAUUCAUGA